GGCCCAAAUCCUACAUCACUGUCGUGCGCACGUGCUCGUACCUAACCUCAAAAGAACCCGAUGCAAUAUUCACCGAUUCACGAGAACGUCGGGAACGCGCCGAGAACGUAACGGGGAAGUCGAGAAAGACCAUUUCACGCAAAUAUUGAUUAACUAUGGCGAUGCAAGUCCCGACUGACGUGGAUGCCGAUCAGAUUAAGUCUUUUCGGGACUUUUUAGCCUCGUAUAAUAAGCUCUCUGAGAUUUGCUUUAUCGACUGCGUAAGCGACUUCACGACGCGAGAGAUCAAAGGCAAGGAGGAGAAGUGCGUCCUGAACUGCAUGGAGAAGUACCUGAAGAUGAAUCAGAGGGUAUCACAACGUUUCCAAGAGUUUCAAAUGACUGCUAAUGAGAAUUUUCUGGCUGCCACGAGACAAGGUCAGGCGAAUUAGUUUCAAAGUAGAAUCAUAGACGAAAUGUGAUCUUGUCACUUUUAUUUGAAUCUUUUUGGUGUAAUCAUCAGAUUACAACCGCUGUAAGUUUCUUGAAUACCUCUGUUUGAUAGGCUGAUUCAUUCAACAUCUAAUAGAUACAUGUUCAAGAUAAAGUUUUUAUUUUGCAGUUAAGGAACAUUGACUGUAUAAUAAAUUGUACUCUAUAAUAUAUUGUAAUAUAUAAAACAUUAAACAUGUAAAGUAUGAAAGGGAUGGAGUUGUACAUGUUAAAUAUAUAAGUAAACUUGUUUGAUGUA
Messenger RNA from Monomorium pharaonis (pharaoh ant), 730 nucleotides. RefSeq names its product mitochondrial import inner membrane translocase subunit Tim9 (gene Tim9a). The record is from RefSeq and is a predicted model, not a curated record. The transcript is spliced from 2 exons. Bases 156 to 431 code for a protein of 91 amino acids. Lineage: Eukaryota; Metazoa; Arthropoda; Insecta; Hymenoptera; Formicidae.